Suncus etruscus (white-toothed pygmy shrew) is the source of this 818-nucleotide messenger RNA. It is a transcript of the gene TPK1, whose product is annotated as thiamin pyrophosphokinase 1. Gene Ontology annotation, biological process: thiamine metabolic process; thiamine diphosphate biosynthetic process. Gene Ontology annotation, molecular function: thiamine binding; thiamine diphosphokinase activity; ATP binding. The transcript has 8 exons. NCBI's taxonomy places the organism in Eukaryota, Metazoa, Chordata, Mammalia, Eulipotyphla, Soricidae. The coding region runs from base 23 to 757 and encodes 244 amino acids. The record is from RefSeq and is a predicted model, not a curated record.
GUGCGGAGCCCAGUAGCCCGCCAUGGAGCGUGCCUUUACUCCGCUGGAGCCUCUGCUGCCCACCGGGAAUUUGAAGUACUGCCUUGUGAUUCUGAACCAGCCUUUGAGCACUUGUUUUCGUCAUCUUUGGAAGAAAGCAGUUUUAAGAGCCUGUGCUGAUGGAGGUGCCAACCGCUUGUAUGAUGUCACUGCAGGAGAAAGGGAAAGCUUUUUGCCUGAAUUCGUCAAUGGAGACUUUGACUCUAUUAGACCUGAAGUUAGAGACUUCUAUGCUAUUAAGGGAUGUCAGUUUAUUUCAACCCCUGAUCAGGACCAUACUGACUUUACCAAAUGCCUACAGGUGCUCCAAAAAAAGAUAGAAGAAAAAGACUUACAGGUAGAUGUGAUUGUGACCUUGGGUGGAUUGGCUGGACGUUUUGACCAGAUUAUGGCAUCUGUGCACACCUUGUUCCAAGCGACCAACAUCACUCCUCUGCCAAUCAUAAUAAUCCAGGAGGAAUCUCUCAUCUACCUUCUACAGCCUGGCAAGCACAGAUUGCGAGUGGACACUGGAUUAGAAGGCAACUGGUGUGGCCUUAUUCCUGUGGGACAUCCAUGCAACCAAGUCACAACAACAGGCCUAAAGUGGAAUCUCACAAAUCACAGACUUGGUUUUGGGACACUGAUCAGCACUUCAAAUACCUUUGAUGGAUCUGGAGUUGUGACCGUGGAAACAGAUCGCCCACUCCUCUGGACCAUGGCUAUCAAACUGACCUGAGCCCUCAUGGCCCCGUGGCUGUGCUGGUGACUUACAUCAUGUGCAAAUAACUUGUUGUCUA